Pteropus alecto (black flying fox) is the source of this 3507-nucleotide messenger RNA. It is a transcript of the gene PDCD6IP, whose product is annotated as programmed cell death 6 interacting protein. The transcript has 18 exons. Bases 155 to 2743 code for a protein of 862 amino acids. Gene Ontology annotation, molecular function: protein binding. The record is from RefSeq and is a predicted model, not a curated record. Gene Ontology annotation, cellular component: endosome. Gene Ontology annotation, biological process: mitotic cytokinesis. NCBI's taxonomy places the organism in Eukaryota, Metazoa, Chordata, Mammalia, Chiroptera, Pteropodidae.
AGCUCCCGGAAGUUGCCGGACCCGAAGCGCAGGCCGAGCGCGCGCGUCCGUCAGCCCGUAGGUCCGCCAGUCCGCCAACCCGGUUCUCCAAGCUCCUCGGCCUCUUCGCUGUCCCGCAGAUUAUUUGGCUGGAACGGCCACCGAGGUGCUUGCCAUGGCGACGUUCAUCUCGGUACAGUUGAAAAAGACCUCGGAAGUGGACCUAGCCAAGCCACUGGUGAAAUUCAUCCAGCAGACGUACCCGAGCGGCGGGGACGAGCAGGCCCAGUACUGCCGCGCGGCCGAGGAGCUCAGUAAGCUGCGCCGCGCCGCUCUCGGUCGCCCCCUGGACAAGCACGAGGGCGCGCUGGAGACGCUCUUGAGAUAUUAUGAUCAGAUCUGUUCCAUUGAACCUAAGUUCCCAUUUUCUGAAAACCAGAUCUGCUUGACAUUUACUUGGAAGGAUGCUUUUGAUAAAGGUUCACUUUUUGGAGGAUCUGUAAAGUUGGCUCUUGCAAGCUUAGGAUAUGAAAAGAGCUGUGUGUUGUUCAAUUGUGCAGCCUUAGCUAGCCAGAUUGCAGCAGAACAGAACCUGGAUAAUGAUGAAGGAUUGAAAAUCGCUGCUAAGCAUUAUCAGUUUGCUAGUGGUGCCUUUUUACAUAUUAAAGAGACGGUUUUAUCUGCCUUAAAUCGAGAGCCUACUGUGGACAUAUCUCCAGAUACUGUUGGGACCCUCAGUCUUAUUAUGCUGGCACAGGCCCAAGAAGUAUUUUUUUUAAAAGCCACAAGAGAUAAAAUGAAAGAUGCCAUCAUAGCCAAAUUGGCUAACCAGGCUGCAGAUUAUUUUGGUGAUGCUUUCAAACAGUGUCAGUAUAAAGAUACUCUCCCCAAGGAGGUGUUCCCUGUCUUGGCUGCCAAGCACUGUAUCAUGCAGGCCAAUGCUGAGUACCACCAGUCUAUCCUGGCAAAACAGCAAAAGAAAUUUGGAGAAGAGAUUGCAAGGUUACAGCAUGCAGCAGAAUUGAUUAAAACAGUGGCAUCUCGCUAUGAUGAAUAUGUCAACGUGAAGGAUUUUUCUGACAAAAUCAGCCGUGCCCUUACUGCAGCAAAGAAGGAUAAUGACUUCAUAUAUCAUGAUCGAGUUCCAGACCUCAAAGAUCUAGACUCUAUUGGUAAAGCCACACUUGUGAAAGCUACCCCAGUUAAUGUACCCAUCAGCCAAAAAUUCACUGAUCUGUUUGAGAAGAUGGUUCCUGUGUCAGUGCAGCAGUCUUUGGCUGCCUAUAAUCAGAGGAAAGCUGAUUUAGUUAACAGAUCAAUUGCUCAAAUGAGAGAAGCCACCACUUUGGCAAAUGGGGUGUUAGCUUCCCUUAAUCUUCCAGCAGCAAUUGAAGAUGUAUCUGGAGAUACUGUACCUCAGUCUAUAUUGACUAAAUCCACAUCUGUGAUUGAACAGGGAGGCAUCCAGACUGUUGAUCAGUUGAUCAAAGAGCUACCUGAACUGCUACAAAGGAAUAGAGAAAUCCUAGAUGAGUCUCUAAGGUUGUUGGAUGAAGAAGAAGCAACUGACAAUGAGUUAAGAGCAAAAUUCAAGGAACGCUGGCAAAGGACACCAUCUAAUGAACUUUAUAAGCCUUUAAGAGCAGAGGGAGCUAACUUCAGAGCAGUUUUGGAUAAAGCUGUGCAAGCAGAUGGACAAGUGAAAGAACGUUAUCAGUCUCACCGUGACACCAUUGCACUUCUGUGUAAGCCAGAACUUGAGCUGAAUGCUGCCAUCCCUUCUGCUAACCCAGCAAAGACUUUGCAGGGCAGUGAGGUUGUAAAUGUCUUAAAAUCCUUAUUGACAAAUCUUGAUGAAGUAAAGAAGGAAAGAGAGAGUCUGGAGAAUGACCUGAAAUCAGUGAAUUUUGACAUGACAAGCAAAUUUUUGACUGCUUUGGCUCAAGAUGGUGUGAUAAAUGAAGAAGCUCUUUCUGUUACUGAACUGGAUCGAGUCUAUGGAGGUCUCACCACUAAAGUCCAAGAAUCUCUAAAGAAACAGGAAGGACUUCUUAAAAAUAUUCAGGUCUCACACCAGGAAUUUUCUAAAAUGAAACAAUCUAACAAUGAAGCUAACUUAAGAGAAGAAGUUUUGAAGAAUUUAGCUACUGCAUAUGACAACUUUGUUGAACUUGUAGCUAAUUUGAAGGAGGGCACAAAGUUUUAUAAUGAGCUGACUGAAAUCCUGGUCAGGUUCCAGAACAAAUGCAGUGAUAUAGUUUUUGCACGGAAGACAGAAAGAGAUGAACUCUUAAAGGACUUACAACAAAGCAUUGCCAGAGAACCUAGUGCUCCUUCAAUUCCUACACCCGCAUAUCAGUCCUCUCCAGCUCCUCCAACUCCAGCACCAAGAACCAUGACGCCUGCUAAGCCCCAGCCCCCAGCCCGGCCUCCACCUCCUGUACUUCCAGCAAAUAGAGCUCCUUCUGCUACUGCUUCAGCUCCAGUGGGGACUGGGACGACUGCACCAGCUCCAUCACAAACUCCUGCUUCAGGUCCCCUUCCACAGGCCCAAGGACCUCCCUAUCCCACCUAUCCAGGAUUUCCCGGGUAUUGCCAAAUGCCCAUGCCCAUGGGCUAUAAUCCUUAUGCAUACGGCCAGUAUAAUAUGCCAUACCCACCAAUGUAUCAUCAGAGCCCUGGACAGGCUCCAUACCCAGGACCCCAGCAGCCUUCAUACCCUUUCCCUCAGCCCCCACAGCAGUCUUACUAUCCACAGCCGUAAUAUGUCAGCUCAGAAGUUCAGCUGGUUCAGUUCAAAGGGAAAGAAAUACCAAUCCUGCAAUAAGUGUACUAAACUCUACGCUCUGGUUAAUACAACGUAUUCUAUUGUACUGAAUGCAGUGUAUAAUUUUUGUCUGCGGCUAAAAGCUAAAAGCUGUGCCCCAGUUCCACAUUUGAUUGCACAUGUAAGAUUUGCUGCGGUUGCAGUAUAAACACUAGGUAUGAUAGGAUUUGAAAUAAAUCAUAUUACAGUUCAUAAAAGUUGAAAAUGAGAAAUUAAACCCACAAGUGAAACGUUUGAAAUGAUUAUUCUUAUGUCUACAUAAGACAUGAUUGGGACAUCAGAUACUUACAAUGAUGGUUUAAGUACUGUUAUUAAAGAAAACAAAGUUUUCUUUCUCUUUUGGUUUAUUGAUUUGGUUUAAUUUCCAUUAUGCUAUUUUGCAUAAUCAAAACAUUGUAAUCUUAUAAUUUAAAAAUAAAUUACUUAAGAACAGUUGUUAUUGUUAUGUUUUGUCAUUGAUUCUCAUUACUGUCUUAAUUUCUUCCUGGUAUUAGUCUCUCAUUUAUAUGUACAUGAGUUAAACAGAUAACUGUUUAAGUGCAUGAUUAGUGCAAGUUAUGGGAAAACGAAAAGAAUAAUAUCAUAAUUUAUCUUUCAUAUGCUGAUUAGCAAAUUAAUUUUGAUGUUUAUUUUGAAAAGUCCUAUAAUGUGGAAGAAACACAGUUGCUACCAAAGAUUCUUCAAAUAAAUAUUCAAAUGAA